AUGGCUCCGGCCCGAGCGCGUGCCCGCGCCGCAACAACGAAGCUUGAUGCCAGUGCGCGCCGCCGCGCCCAGCGCCUGGAACAGUUCAAGGCCGACCAGCGCGAACUGAGACACAAGAUCGAACUGCUCCCCAUCCUGGAAGAGGCCCUUGAGAAAGAACAGGAAGCCGUUGAAUCGUGGACCAAAUGCCUCGAGGACGCCCAGGACUUUAUCCGCGAAGUAGACGUCGAGAAGGCGAAGAUCAAGAAACAGAUCUGCAAGAGCCUCGAAGACUUUCCUCGCCACCUGGAGUGUCCUCUGAUGCGCCGCGCCGUCGGAUUCCAGGAGAAGAUCGCCGACAGCCGCGGUCGUGUGCGCGACAUGAUUACCGACACGGAGAUGAAGCUGGGCGCGUCCAGAGGCCGCAUCGACACGGUGCGACUGAAGCUGCAGGCCACCCGACGCCGCAUCCAGUACCUGCGCCGCAAAAUCAAAGCCGCUGAAAAGUCUCUACCACCAUCAAUCCGCGAAUCCACGGAAUAA
Messenger RNA from Lasiodiplodia theobromae, 522 nucleotides. Its product is annotated as Epidermal growth factor receptor substrate 15-like. Bases 1 to 522 code for a protein of 173 amino acids. The transcript has a single exon. Lineage: Eukaryota; Fungi; Ascomycota; Dothideomycetes; Botryosphaeriales; Botryosphaeriaceae. The record is from RefSeq and is a predicted model, not a curated record.